AUGGCGGGCGACGGUGCAGGAGCGCCACCGCCGUGGAGGCGCAGGGCGCACUGGGUCUGUCAGUGCAAGGAGUGGGACUGGUGCGACAAGAGGGCGACCUGCAAGUCUUGCGGGAAGGAGGCGCCAGCGUGGGCGAAGCGCCUGCGUGCAGCGCCCCAGCCCCAGGCCGACGGGGAGGGCUUCGUCCUGCAGCCCAGGGGGCGCUCGCAUCAGCGUGCGGCGCGCCGAGCUGGCGAGGCCUCCAGGGCUGCCUCGGCUGCCAGCACCGCCCCGAGCAGCGCACCCAACAGCAGGGUGCGGCCGCGGGGCGGAACCAGGCCCCCCCCGUGGCGUGAGGAGCGUGAGGAGCAGCCAGAGGAGCCCGCUUCGAGCCUGGAGCGCAGGCUUGAGGGAGCCCAGGCGCGCGUCUCCAGCCUCCGCGAGGCCGUCGCCAUGGGCGGGACCAGCGAGGCCUUCCAGCGAGAGGCCAGGGCGGCCCUCCUCGCAGCGGAGCGCGCUGCUGAGAGGGCCGAGGCAGAGCUCCGCGAGGCCCAGCAGCUCGGGAGGCCCCCCCACGCUGUCCUCCACGGGGGUGCCAACGCCAUGCAGAAGGUCGAGAAGCAGAUCACCGCCACCAGGGCCAAGCGCGAGCAGGCCGUGCAGCGAGCGGAGGCCCUCAGGGGGGAGAUCGCGGCGAAGCAGGAGGAGCUGGCCGAGGUCGAGUCUGCGGUCGAGGACUUCAACGGUCAGCUCAGCAAGCUCGAGGAGUCGAAGGCGCAGACGGUCCAGCAGGCCCUCCAGCGGGCCAUCGAGGUGUGCGGUGGCAAGCGUCCCCUCGAGACCGCAGUCGGGGGCCUCGUCACUCAGGUCGGCCAGUUGGGCGAGAUGCUUGGCCGUGGCUCGGAAGGCGUUGCGCCCAGGCUCCUGGAGAUCAUGGACAUCAUCACCACGCAGAGCGCCGCCAUCUCGGACAUGCUCCGCCCUGCUGCGCCUGCCGCCGCUGCUGCCCGCUGGGCCGACGGCCUCGGCGGGGACGGGCUCGCCGUCGACGUCGACGAGGAAGGGCCACCCGCCCCUGCCCCUGGGGCCACCGGCCCCUCGGGCGCAGCGCUCGGCGCUUGGCCCCAGCCUGGCCAGGCCGAGCGUAAGAUCCUGCCAGCUGGCGAGAGGGCCGCAGCGCAGCUCCGUGCAGGCUUCGACGUGCUGGGCCUCGACGGCAACACUUGGGACCGCGCCAUGGAGGUGCUCGAGGCCUACAUUUCGCGGGAGGACGAGCGCCCGCACCUGGUCACAGUUCAGGAGGUCCGCCUUGGGCCUCGCCAGCUGGAGAACGCGCGCCGCCGUGCUCGCAGCCUGGGGUACGCGGCUUUCUUGCAUGCAGCUGCGCCCGCUGGGCAGGCGGCCCUAGCCCACUCAGGAGGCGUCGGGGUGCUUGUCCGCGAGGACCUCCAGGCGAGGGAGGCGCAGUGGCGAGUGCCAGGGGACUUCAGGCACCGCAUGGUCGCAGUCAGGGUAGCAGCGGCCUCGGGUUUGCAGCUUCUGGCUUGCUCCUUGUACCUGCAGGACGGCCUCGGGCCCAAAGGGGUCAACCUGGACAUCAUCGGCGGCCUGGGGGACCUGGUGCUGACCGAGGAGCUCCCGUGGCUCGUGCAAGGCGACUUCAACAUGGAGCCUGGGACCCUCUACGAGCUCGGCUGGCCAGCCCUUCAGCGAGGUGCCUACCUUGGGCCAGCCGAGCCCACGCGCAUGGCGUCUGGCACGGAGCGGGUGUACGACUGGUUCGCGAGCUCGUUCUGCCUCUCCCACGGGGUUGCCAACACCGCAGUUCUGGACGGCUACGCAUUGCACCCGCACAGGCCAGUCCGACUGCGGCUGCAGGACCUGCGGCCAGAUGCGCUGGUGCAAGUCCUAGUGAGGCCUGGCCGCUUCCCUGACGUGGAGGCAGCCAACUGCAGGGCCCACGGGGACGCCGUCGUGCAGGUGUUUCGGCGCAGCGGUCGAGUGCAGUGGCAGGCUGAGCCGUGCACCUGGAGCUGGGAGGCAGGCGAGUUGCCCCACGACCUCCCUGCUGCGGUGUGCGAGUGGGUCGAGGCGGUCGAGGGCUCGUUGGUGGGCAUCCACGACAUCCAGCCCGACGCACACAAGCGCUUCCUGGGUCGUGCCGCGGGGCCGAGGCGCGCCCUGAGGCCGAUGAGCGCGGUCGCGAAGCGUGAGUACCGCUUCCGCCACUCCGAGCUGACCCACGCCAUUCGGCAGGCCCUCGAUCUGGCUCUGAGUGGGAGGUGGCGGCAGUCGCAUGAGAGCUGGUACUCGCGCGAGGCGGAGCGCAUCUCGGGCCUCCUGGGGAUCGCCUCGGCCGCGGCCCGCGAGGAGGAGGAGGCGGAGCAGCUCGACUUCGACACCAGCGGGUGGAUCGACCUCGUCGGCCAGGCAGGAGUCCUCGGCCACGUCGGCGCCAUCACGGAGCUCCAGCGACGGCUCUACAGCUCGCAGCGGCGCGACGGGGGCAUCAGCUCCGCGCGGUGGCGAGCGUGGGCCAAAGAGGCCGUCCAGCGAGGAGGUAGGUUGGCGCACCGCUUUGCCAGAGCGGUACCUCCUCCUCAGGUCGUCGACCCAGACACGGGCAUGCCGCUGGCAGGGAUGAUUGCUAUUGGUCAGCUCGAGGCCAACUGGCAGGCCCUCUGGCAGCAGGAAGGCUUCAAGGGAGGAGCCGACGUCUGCACCUGGGACGUCCAGGACUGGACCUUGCCUCCCAUCACGCUCGACAUGUUCCAGGCGACGCGCCGCCGCUAUUCCCCAUCUGCAGGGCUCGGAGCGGACCAGCUACACCCUAGACAGCUGCUGAUCCUGCCGAGUGCCCUUCAGCUCCGCUGCCUGGACCUCCUUGCGGCGCACGAGGAGCGGCCGCAGGCGCUGGGGCACAAUUUCAAUCUUCGGUUGCUGAGAGGGCUUUUGGCCAUGUAUCAAGCCCCUCGCUUCAUCUGUUUCGCGGGCCUGGUCUCCGACGGCUUCUGCUCCCAAGGAGGCCGCCUGCUCGUCAUUGGCAGGAACGUCGUCGACGACGUGGCCCUGCAGGCGCUGGGGACACGCCGCCUUGUCGUGGAGCAGCUAGGAGGCGCGGGAGCUGAGAUGGCCCGACAGCUUGGGGACUUGCACCUCCCGCUCAGCGCCAAGAAGUCCGUUUACCUUGCGUCCUGCUCUGGCCUCGCCCAGGAGCUGGGCGAGUACUGGGAGGCGCACGGCAUUAAGUUCGAGAGGGUGCAUCAAGCCCGUAACCUGGGCACCGAUGCGAGUAUCACGAUGAGAGGAGUCCGCGAAGGGCGAGGGCGGGCGCGGGAUGCGCUCCAGCGGGCGCGGCGCCUGCGUUGCCUACGAGCUGCAGGAGUCGAAGUGGACCUGAUCCACAAGGCUGGGCCUACUUCCAGUAUGGUUUGGGGACGGACGGUUACUGGCGUGGCCGAUGGAGAGUUGCACAGUUGGCGUGUCACUGCGUGCCGCAGCGCUGGGCGGCUCCCCCGCGGCGCAGCCCUCGGCCUCAGGCUGCGGUGCGCUGAGCUCCGCAGGGGCCGCGACCUGGAUCCCUUCGUGCUGAUCACGGAUCGCUCGCUCCAGAUGCUGGCAGGGCUCUUGCACUCGGGCGAGCUCUCCCUGCCGAUGCUCAGGGCCGAGCUCGAGGCUGCGGCGUCGCGGCAUGCGGCAGCGACGGCGCCUUGGGUGCACUGCAGCUCCCCCGUGGAUGCAGCGGUCCUCACCCUUGGCAGGAUCGGCUGGUACUUCAGGUCCGAGCGGUGCCUCAUCACGGACGUCGGGGACGAGCUGGACUUGACGUUGCUGGGGCCGCGCGAGCUCGGCAUUGAGGCCGGCCUUGGAGCGAGGCGCGCCUCGGACAGGCAUGAGAUGCGGAAGCUGGCCUACUCCUUGUCUGUGCAGGGCUCUCUUUUCUGGGACGCCUUCAGGGAGCUCAUCGGGCCAGGAGGCAAGUUCAACGAGCGCGAGAGGAACGGGCUGGUGGCUUACCUCACGAACGCGCACUGGCCGCAGGCGAGGCUCUGCAGCGCCCGCGAGAGCAGCCACGCCAGCUGCAGGUGCUGCGGAGCUGCUCGGGGCACCCUCUGGCACAGGUUGUUCGAGUGCCCCAUGCUUGCGGCCCAGCGGCGGGAUUCGGUCUCACCAGCGCUGAUGAGGAGCGCUGUGCGGGUCCGCGCCCAGGGAGAGGCAGCAGGGGAGGACUUCGCUAGGUGCUGGCUGCCAGCGCCGCCGCCUCCUCAAGGGCCUCGCACGGACGCCAUGAGUGUCUGGUGGAUACACAGGCCUCCCGACGACAGGCUCAAUGGCAAGUUGUACUUGGACGGCUCGGCAGUCGACCCGCAGUUCGGCUCCCUGAGGCGCGCGGGCUGGGCGAUUGCUCAGUGCGACGACGACGGCAACCUCAUCGCGGGCGUCUACGGGAACGUCAGGAGGGACCUCUGCCCGCAGCAGACCGCCCGCGACGGUGAGGACUUUGCGGUCUGGAUGUUGGUGAACUACGCGGGCCCUGCAGUCGAGGAGGUCAACGUCGACUGCAAUGGCACGGUCGAGUGCCUGCGCAGGGGGCUGGCCUAUGCGACGGGCCCGACGAAGGUCAACGCCCACCUCUGGAGCAGGAGCCUCACCGCCUUCGAGCCUGGCAGCUUCAGGGUGAACAAGGUGCCCGCCCACUGCAGCUGGCAGGCAGUGCUCGACGGGCGCCUCACGGAGGCGCAGAGGCGCGGCAACCAGCACGCCGACCGCCUCGCCAAGCUGGGAGCUCGGCUGCGCGCCGUGGACGCCCAGACCGUGAGCGAGCACCGUGCCCUGGCGGGUUUCGUCCAGGAGCUGGCCCGCUGGGUGGGCCAUGCGGCCGUCAUCUGGCAGGACAUCGCGGAGAAGGACAGUGACGGGUUCCUCGAGUCCGACGAGAGGCAGCGGGUGAGGUUCGCCGACCAUGAGGAGCGAGCCGAGCUUCCCACUGCAGGCAUGCCGACGGCUCAGCAGCCGCGCGUGGAGAGCGCGCGCUCGGUGGCCAGCGCUGUUGGCCUCUCCAUCACCACGGCUGGCAUCUGCUACCUCGGCCACUCCCUGGCGUACGCGUGCUGCGACGUGGGCGAGGAGCCCCAGGAGCUGGUGGCAUGCAGCAAGUGUGGGGCCUACAUGGUCCUCGGCGGCCGCUCUGGAGGCCGCCCAAAGUUCAAGGAGCCAUGCAUCGGCGAGAGGGCCACUGGGCAGCGCAGCCAGCGCCGCCUCUGGGCUCGAGGGCUGCAUCCAGGCGGACGGCCUCGCGGAGGAGACCAGCAGCGCAGGGGGAAAGGUGCCGAGAUCCCCGCGCUGCGGCUGCAGGGCCCCCUGCCCCCAUCGGCCCAGGAGGCCUUCCUGGCCUGGCUGGGCCUCGUGGGCGAAGCGGGCCCGCCGCCAGCAGGAGGCAGCUCGGCGGCAGCGUCUGGAGGCGCAGGCGGCCGCGAGCAGGAGGCUUCGGCGCGGCCGACGGCACCAGUGCAGCAGGUGGUGGCGGGCAGCGGCCCGCGGGCCGCCUUGCUGGCCGCGCACGGCCUGGACGAGCAGGACCUCGCCGAGCGGGUGCUGGCCGCCAACUCCGCCGCGGAGGACCGCCGCGUCCGCCCGCGGCGCGGCCGCGGCCUGAGCCCCGUCGGCGAGGGCUCGGGCGAGUAG
Messenger RNA from Prorocentrum cordatum, 5664 nucleotides. NCBI's taxonomy places the organism in Eukaryota, Dinophyceae, Prorocentrales, Prorocentraceae. The record is from the annotation of a GenBank genome assembly.